UUGCUCCUCCUGUUUCUUGAUCCUUAAAUCAGAUUUGCCAAAACUAAAAUCCCAUUUCUUCAUCAUCAUCAUCCCCAACCAACCCGGUAACCUCCAAAAGAAGACAUGGGCGGAGACGCAGAAGAAGAGCUCAAGAACUUCAUCCAAGUGUGGAUCUCCGCCCUCGCCGCCCUCGCCUACUCCUACUUCGCCUCCUCCGCCGUCCCGCGCGGUGCCCUCCGCCUCCUCUCCCUCCUCCCCGCCGUCCUCCUCCUCUCCCUCCUCCCCCUCCGCCUCUCCUCCGCCCACCUCGGCGGCCCCACCGCCUUCUUCCUCGUCUGGCUCGCCAACUUCAAGCUCCUCCUCCUCUCCUUCCACCUCGGCCCCCUCGCCGACGCCCCCAGCUUCCUUCACUUCCUCUCCCUCGCCUCCCUCCCUGUCAAAGUCAAACCGCCCCGCGACGACAAGAAAGUCUCUGGAAAGUCCCCGAAAUCCACUCUUGCUUCCGUCCGACUCGCGAUCAAGGUUUUGAUUCUGGUCUCGAUUCUCCACGCCUACGAGUACAGGCCUCGGUUGCAUGAGUACGCCAUCCUCGCGCUCUACUGCGUCCACUUGUACCUGGAAUUGGAGCUCGUCCUCGCGAUCUGCGCGGUCCCGGCUAGCGCCGCCCUAGGGUUUGACCUCGAGCGCCAGUUCGACGAGCCCUACCUGGCGACCUCACUGCAGGACUUCUGGGGCCGGCGGUGGAACCUCAUGGUCAGCAGCAUACUCCGGUCCACCGUGUACGACCCCGUUCGGCGUCGCCUCGCGCCCCUAAUCGGGUCGAGGCCGGCCUCCCUCCCGGCGACCGUCGCGGCGUUCGCCGUCUCCGGGGUGAUGCACGAGGCGAUCUACUACUACAUCACGCGGGCGAGGCCCACGGGGGAGGUGACGUGGUUCUUUACGUUGCACGGGAUCUGCGUGGCGGCGGAGGUGGCGGUGAAGAGGUGGGCGGGCGGGAGGUGGAGGAUGCACAGGGCGGCGUCGGGGAUGUUGACGGCGGCGUUCCUGAUGGUGACGGGGAUGCGAUGGUUUUUCCCGCAGUUGAUGAGGAAUGGUGUCCAUGAGAAAGUCAUAAGCGAAUGCUACGCGAUUUUCCAUUUUGGGAAGGACGAAUUGACUCGCUUCAUUUUUCAUAUAAAAAGCGAAUUCAUGUGAUAAUUGUCGAAGCUGCGUGAGCGCGGGAUUGUCUUCUUAUUCUCACGUUCUGCUCGAA
Molecule: messenger RNA, 1234 nt
Organism: Rhodamnia argentea
Lineage: Eukaryota; Viridiplantae; Streptophyta; Magnoliopsida; Myrtales; Myrtaceae
Product: long-chain-alcohol O-fatty-acyltransferase-like
Exons: 1
Coding region: 106-1176 (356 amino acids)
Biological process (GO): lipid metabolic process
Source: RefSeq, a predicted model, not a curated record